GUCAUGAAGCUCAGAUGCUCUGUUACUGUGCAUCCAGUAUCCCCCAUGUAGGGCGCAGACCACAUGGGCACCGUCAAACGUCAAGGUUAGAUUCGUGAUUCUGCCUCGCAUUCAACUUGCCAUAAGGCUGGUAUAAUCCCACCUGACGGGCCGUGUCCAGAAACACAAACGUACGUCUACCCCACUGGUACUCUCCGCAUCAGAUGUUGCCUUUCCGUUGUUGAACAUGACCCAUCGGUCUUCCAAAACCCAUCAACCCAAGACGACGACCAUCUCACGAAGACUUAGGGACCGUGCCGACCAGAACUUAUCUGUUCAGCCACCAGAAAUUCCACAAAUAAGAGGAGCUCGCUCCCACCGUGCCGCAGACUUGCCAACGCCCCGCCACAAUUCCAUUGAUUAUCAGACGCCCGGGUCGCACCCACUUCCACUAGCCUGGAAUACUUCACACGUUCUCGAAGACAUCCCACCUAACAACACCUUCCAUUUAUUGGAAUCUGACCACGACCCGUCUCCCAAUCCUUCUUUUGCGCAAGCAUUAGAUUUCUCGCAUCACGAGUCCCUUCAAGGUUCCAACUCCGAACUCGAGUCAAGUGUCAACCUUCGAGCGGCGCACAUUUCACACGACCAGCCCACACGAGCACCCGCUCUUGUCUCAUCGCCAGUAUCUUCCAUUUCUGGUAGCAACGACCUCGAGCUACAGUUGUCGGCAGACCUCGAGCAGCCGAACAGAUCGUCUCUAGAAUUGCAAGAUAUGAGCACCUUGGGCUUCAUGAUGCCAUCUUCGCAGUACGGUAUGGGUCAUUACGGCUCUCCACAGACCUCUUACUCAUCAGGCUAUCCACCGCUGCAAUCUUACGCGGAGCCAAGGUCUUCAAACUCAAAUCCAUACAGCUCAUCUUAUGCUUCAAGUCCAGUGCACAACGAAAGUCAGCAAAGAAGACCUGAUCAACACCCUAUUUUGCCGCCAUACCAGCCCCAGCACCCAUCACUUCCACGGAGUCCGUACCAGCAGCAACAGUCUACCGAUCUUUUGCGAGGCCAUGCAUCUCCUAUGGCUCCUUCGGCACAUUCUUACACGUAUUCAGCGCCCCAUAAUAGCGUCCCGGCUCAGUCACUGGGUAGUAACACCUACUCAUCUUCACAACCGUACCCAGCAACUACUUAUGGUUCCAACGAGUAUCACCCUCUACCAACGAUGUACCCACCAACGACCACGACACCUGCCGUGUAUCCUUCGUACGAGUCUUCGCAGAGUGCUCCACCACCCAGUGGCUCAGUACCUGCACUGUCUUCAUCACCGAGCACGCAAGGUAAUUCAGUAAUGCCACGUGUUGUGAAUUCCCGACCAAAGCCGCAGUGUUGGGAACACGGGUGCAAUGGACGGCAGUUCUCUACGUUCAGUAACCUUCUGCGACAUCAACGGGAGAAAUCAGGAACUGCGUCGAAAAGUUCCUGCCCCAGAUGUGGAGCUGAGUUCACACGUACUACUGCAAGGAAUGGACAUAUGGCGCAUGAUAAAUGCAAGCCAAGAAGAGCAUCAGAAGCAAGCGGAUAGAUGAAGUCGCAUCUCACUGUUUGAUCUACCUAGAACUAUCCGUGUCGCGAGGGGCAGAAGUAGAGUAUCGCUCCGUCUGAGCGAACACGCCGAGUGCAAAAUGGCACAGUAUGGUCCUAGGCACCGAGCCCUGGCCCACGACGAAGAUAUGGACGCACCGAAGCGGAGGCACGCCGGUAGGCGACUGUACCAGCCGGGGGCCACCCAAGGGCCCAGAAUCUUCGAUUCAGUCGCUACAGGGCGCGUAUGGACUGCGCGAAAACCAUACUUACAAGUCGCUGCACACAUGUU
Messenger RNA from Alternaria alternata, 1849 nucleotides. RefSeq lists its product as hypothetical. The record is from RefSeq and is a predicted model, not a curated record. The transcript is spliced from 3 exons. The coding region runs from base 227 to 1558 and encodes 443 amino acids. Lineage: Eukaryota; Fungi; Ascomycota; Dothideomycetes; Pleosporales; Pleosporaceae.